Molecule: messenger RNA, 1964 nt
Organism: Engraulis encrasicolus (European anchovy)
Lineage: Eukaryota; Metazoa; Chordata; Actinopteri; Clupeiformes; Engraulidae
Gene: trim63b
Product: tripartite motif containing 63b
Exons: 2
Coding region: 234-1277 (347 amino acids)
Biological process (GO): protein ubiquitination
Cellular component (GO): cytoplasm
Molecular function (GO): zinc ion binding; ubiquitin protein ligase activity
Source: RefSeq, a predicted model, not a curated record
CGAAAACAGACUUGAAAACAAGCGCAGAGGAAUGUGUGACUGGAUUGGCCGGCUGGCUCUGGUGUCGUCGGCCGCGAGUGGGGUGGUAUAAAAAGUCAGGGCCCCCCAUGCCUCCUGCUAGGACAAAUGCAACACACAAGACUGGACAGACUAGCACACCACUGGUGGAGUGAAACAUCACAACUUUGACAACAAGGUCAGUCAGUCACCUUCCCCCAAGACAGCCUGGCAAUAUGGAUAUCUCGCUAAUGUCCAACUCCAUGGAGAGCCUGGAGAAGCAGCUGAGCUGCCCCAUCUGCCUGGACAUGUUCACCAAGCCCGUGGUGAUCCUGCCCUGCCAGCAUAACCUGUGCCGCGGCUGCGCGAGCGACCUCUACGACUCCCGCAACCCGUACCGCUUCUCCGGCGGCGUCUUCCGCUGCCCGACCUGCCGCUUCGAGGUGGUGCUGGACCGCCACGGCGUGCACGGCCUGCAGCGCAACCUGCUGGUGGAGAACAUCAUUGACAUCUACAAGCAGCAGCAGGAGGGCGGAGGAACCGGCGGAAGUGAGAGCAGCAGCAGCACCACGGCGCCCGAGACCACCGCCAAGCCCAAGGCGGGCAAGGAACCCAUGUGCCAGGAGCACGAGGAGGAGCGUAUCAACAUCUACUGCAUCACCUGCCAGGUGCCCACCUGCUCCAUGUGCAAGGUGUUCGGCCAGCACAAGGACUGCGAAGUGUCGCCGCUUGCCAGCGUCUACCAGGCCCAGAAGGCGGAGCUCAGCAACGCCAUCGACGCGCUGGUGGCCGGCAACGGGCGCUUGCAGGCCCUGCUCAACCAGAUGGAGGAGGCGUGCACGGCCGUGCAGGACAACUCGCAGCGGGCCAAGCAGAACCUCGGCGAGCGCUUCGACGGUCUGUACGCCGUGCUGGAGGACCGCAAGGCCACGCUGCUGGACCGCAUCGGCAAGGAGCAGGACGAGAAGGUGGCGUCGCUGAGGGGUCUAGCUGGGCGCUACGGGGACCGACUACAGGCUGGAUCGGAGCUGACUGACUCGGCCGUCCAGCUGUUGGAGCACAGUGGUGCCGCGGAGUUCCUGCAAGCCUCCAAAGGGAUCAUCUCGCAGACCAAGGAGGCAGCCAAGGGCUCGCUGAGCGAGGAGAGGCCCGAGCCGGGAUUCGAGCGCAUGGACCACUUCACUCUCAACACAGAGCAGGUGGAGACCCUGCUAGGCAAGAUGGACUUUGGGCCGGAGGACGAAGACUUUGAAGACGCGGAAGGGGACGAGGAGGAGUGAAUGUAGUAUUGCUAGGCUAGGCUACUGCUACGGCUAUACUACUACUCCAGGACUUUUUGUAGCUUUUUUGAGUUGUGGGACGAGAAGUGAAUGUAGACUUACUACUACUACGCAAGGACUUUGUAGAUAUCGUAAGGGCGAGAUGUGAAUGUUAAGUUAAGUUUCUCUUAACUUACUACUAAUACACAAGAACUUUCUAGCUUUUGUGAGGCGAUGUUGGAUGAGGAGUGACUGUACGUAGGGUUGCUACCACUCAAGGACUUUCUAGCUUUUGGAGUAUUUUUUUGUUUCUUUGUUUUUUUGAAAGUGAAUUUACAAAUGGAGAUAGUGGAGUAGAGAUGUGCCAACACCAACAACUUGACUUGCCAAGGUGCUUUGGAUAGUAUUUUUAUACAGAUUAUAUGGAAUGUAGUAGCUGAAAUGUGCUUUUUGUAACAGGUUUUUUUGUAUUUCCAAUUUCCAUCACCGUGUUCACUCCCAUCUGUCUAAUGGGCUGGAAGUCGUCUGUUUAUAUUUGGGAUGAUUUGUUUUCUUUUCCUUUCCUUUUCUUCCACAGCAGAAGCUGUGAUGUGAAUGUAGUGAAUGUGUAAUGAGAAGUGCAAAGGGCACCAUUGAACUAUUUGUCUAAAUGUCAUUCGUUUCCAGCUGGCCAUUAAACACCAUUUGAAUAAUAAAACCAAAUGUUUU